Molecule: messenger RNA, 375 nt
Organism: Clunio marinus
Lineage: Eukaryota; Metazoa; Arthropoda; Insecta; Diptera; Chironomidae
Source: the annotation of a GenBank genome assembly
AUGAGAUUUCUCUGUUUUUGUAUUCUGUUAACUUUUCUUGUGUUUCAUGAGGUUAAAACGCAUUUCUGGCAUCAUUCAAGACCACAAGGGGGCAUUCCAGCAAACUUCCCAUUCAUCCCUGGACCACAAAUACCUCCCUUCAAUUCAAGCUUCUUCAAUAUGUUACUGAAGCUUUCUUCUUUUCAUUUAAGACGUUCCAUUUAUUCCUUCAUUUGUAUUUCAUUACAAUGUCACUCGAAGGACUUUCAGUUAUUGGUAGAUAUGGAGUUACCAGAACCUCAAAGAAUCAAAACUAUUUCAGUAUUAACAAGACCUUUGAGACCUUUGAGAAAAAUAAAAUCCAAAAGUUUGACCAUGUGCGAAAAAAAUAUUUAA